AAAUAAUAAAGGCAUGAUGGGCAUGAGAAAUGCAGUAGAUAAGUUGGGAUAUAACAGAGUGAAAGAAAAAGAAAUAGAAGUGAAAAAUGAUAGUAUUGAUGAUGGAAAGAAUAUUCAAUUAUAUAAUAGGCUUGCUGAAGAACUUGUAGAGAAUUAUGAGAAUAUAGAGAUUAGUUUUGUAGAGAUUGUUGAGAA
Messenger RNA from Racocetra persica, 195 nucleotides. Lineage: Eukaryota; Fungi; Glomeromycota; Glomeromycetes; Diversisporales; Gigasporaceae. The record is from the annotation of a GenBank genome assembly.